AUGGCUUCCGUUACAUACUCGUCGACAAGAGGUGGUCAGAAGAAUCUCGAUUUCCGAACCGUCGUUAUGACUGGUUUGGCACACGACCGUGGAUUGUUCGUUCCAGAUUCGAUCCCAACUGUCACUACGGAAGAAGUUGAGAGUUGGAGAGGAUUGUCAUAUGCUGACCUCGCCGUCAAGGUCCUUUCUAAGUUUGUCAAGGAAGAUCAAGUGCCAGCUGACAAGUUGGAGGACAUUGUGAAGCGGUCUUGUGCUGCCUUCCGCCAUGAAGAUGUCACUCCUGUUAUUGAUGUUGCUGGACAUGCUGUUUUGGAACUCUUCCAUGGCCCUACAUUCGCAUUCAAGGAUGUUGCACUACAAAUGCUUGGCAACUUCUUUGAGUACUUCUUGGAAACUGGUUCCAAUGGAGGCCGUCUAGCAGUUCUUGGAGCCACCUCUGGGGAUACCGGUUCUGCGGCCAUCUAUGGUUUGCGUGGAAAGAAGGGAAUCGACUGUAUCAUUCUUUUUCCCAGAGGCAGAGUUUCGCCAAUUCAAGAACGGCAAAUGACCACCGUUGAAGACUCUAACAUUCACUGUGUCGCAGUGGAAGGAACUUUUGAUGAUUGCCAAGAUCUAGUGAAGGCUAGCUUCAACACACCAGAGUUCAGAGACAGGGUAAAACUUGGUGCUGUCAAUUCAAUCAACUGGUGCCGUGUCCUUGCUCAGACAACCUACUACUUCUGGAGUUAUCUUCGCGUCACUGAUAAGGCUGAACUCAAGGACAAGCCCGUCAGUUAUUCCGUCCCAACAGGAAACUUCGGAGACAUCCUUGCUGGAUUCUACGCCAAGAAAAUGGGUCUGAACGUUGGUAAGCUCGUCGUAGCAACAAAUGAGAAUGAUAUUCUGCACCGUUUCUUCACAAAGGGAGAAUAUCACCGAGAGCCUAUCGCUAAGAGUAUCUCUCCAAGUAUGGACAUCUGCGUGUCCAGUAACUUUGAGCGUUACUUGUUCUUCCUUGCUGGAAACGACUCAGAAAAGCUUGCUAGUUGGAUGAAGACUUUUGAGACAACCAAGAAGCUUGAUAUUUCGGGAGACCUGCUUCAAAAGGCUCAAUCAGACUUUACCUCGGCACGGGCAGAUACUAAGAUGACAUUGGAUGUCAUCAAGGAAUACAAUGAUAAGCAUAACUACGUUAUGUGCCCGCACACCGCUGUCGGUGUCAGCGCUAUCCGUCAGCUAGGAGAGGUGAAUAGCACGAUGGUCUGCUUGGCGACUGCUCAUGACGGAAAGUUCCCCGCCGCUGUUAAGCAAGCGAUCGACCCUCUUCCUGACGCUCCAAAGCAACUUGCCGUACUUUCAGAGCUUCCUACUCGGGUUUCUGAUUGCCCAAAUGACUUGAAACAAGUCCAAGAAUUUAUGGAAAAGCGCAUCGCAGAGAGAAUUGCAUCACAGGCAUAA
This is a messenger RNA of Cylindrotheca closterium, 1437 nucleotides long. NCBI's taxonomy places the organism in Eukaryota, Bacillariophyta, Bacillariophyceae, Bacillariales, Bacillariaceae. The record is from the annotation of a GenBank genome assembly.